AUGGACACAGUGAGCUUGAAGAGCGGUAAUAAUCCUUCUAACAGUUCUGCGUCGACGACAGAGGUUCCCUUGGGAGCUCACAGUUCGAAGGCCAGCAAGGGUGCCGACGCUGGUUGUCGUCCAAAAAAGAAGGCAAAAUUCGAGGCACCUUCAUUCAAACCCCCUCCCUACGGAAAGAACUUCGCCGCAACACAAGCUCGGCGGGACAUAUACAAGGAGGUCAGUGAGAGAGUAGUGGCUAUAGCUGAACAUGAGGAUCCUUUUAUUGGCGAGGACAAGAUGAAAAUUGUAUGGACAGAAUGUGCGGAGGAAUAUAGCCGAAGAGCUGGCUUAGAAUCAGCGAAUACCCAGCUGAUAACGACCGAGAAGGAGGAUUUGCAGAAGGUAGAUGCUCAUAAUUUGCAGAAGUUAAUCAAACGGCAAAAGGGAUCCCCGUUCUCUACUCAAUCGACCAAACGAAGCAGACGCAGCGAGAUAUCGCUCUCCGAGUUGAUAAGCUUUGUACCUUCUUUUUUUGCAGCCAAUCAAAUUUUUGAAUUCAUCAAGUCUACCAAGGUGGGGGGCUCGAACAGCAACACACAAAGCAAAGCCUGGAUAGCUAGCAUUACACCGAAUACCAUCGCUUGGGUGUCGACCAUACUUUAUCGAUCCCUCCUCGGCUGGAUAAAUGGGGCCCCCGAUCGAUCUCAACUGGAGAAGAGCUUUACAAAGGAACAGCAUUCAGCUAUAUACGAACGGCAAAAAAGCGUCUGGAAGGGUAUGGGCGAUAAAGAAGGGCUUGCUCGAAUCGAGCAACUUCAGAUAAGAUUGAAUCAACCCCUACUUAUCGGUUAUUCGAAGUUCAAUCCGUACGCUUGCUGCUAUGAUGGCCAUCAAACUUCGUCUGAGCCAGGAGAAACCCUAACGCAGAAGCCGCUUCGGAACAGUACUCCCGAUGAAGAAUUGCAGACCCAAUCCAACGGGUUACACGAAGCCGACGGCCACGGACCUUCGUUGGAUGGAGGGUUUGCACCUGUGAUUGCGACUUGGGCGUGUUACAUAGCAGAAUAUUGCAGCAUUCGACCGCUCUCUUAG
Messenger RNA from Letharia columbiana, 1074 nucleotides. RefSeq lists its product as uncharacterized. The coding region runs from base 1 to 1074 and encodes 357 amino acids. The transcript is spliced from 6 exons. The record is from RefSeq and is a predicted model, not a curated record. Lineage: Eukaryota; Fungi; Ascomycota; Lecanoromycetes; Lecanorales; Parmeliaceae.